CGCCCCGGGGCUGACCAGCCCGCCCGGGGCCCGCCCCCCGGCGCCCACCAUGUACGCCUUUGUGCGGUUCCUGGAGGACAACGUCUGCUACGCGCUGCCCGUGUCGUGCGUGCGCGAUUUCAGCCCCCGCUCGCGGCUGGAUUUUGACAACCAGAAGGUGUACGCCGUGUACCGCGGGCCGGAGGAGCUGGGCGCCGAGCCCCACAGCCCCCCGCGCGCCCCCCGCGACUGGGGCGCGCUGCUGCUGCACAAGGCCCAGAUCCUGGCGCUGGCAGAAGACAAAUCUGACCUUGAAAACAGUGUGAUGCAGAAGAAAAUAAAAAUCCCCAAACUUUCCCUCAGUCAUGUAGAAGAUGAUGGGGAGGUUAAAGAUUAUGGGGAAGAAGAUUUACAGCUUAGACACAUCAAGAGACCCGAGGGGCGGAAGCCGAGUGAAGUGGCACACAAGAGCAUCGAGGCAGUGGUGGCCCGGCUAGAGAAACAGAACGGUCUGAGCCUGGGCCACAGCACUAGUCCUGAAGAGGUCUUUGUGGAGGCCUCACCGGGCACAGAGGACAUGGACAGUCUGGAGGAUGCAGUCGUGCCCCGGGCUCUGUAUGAGGAGCUGCUGCGCAACUACCAGCAGCAGCAGGAGGAGAUGCGCCACCUCCAGCAGGAGCUGGAGCGGACUCGGAGGCAGCUAGUGCAGCAGGCCAAAAAGCUCAAAGAGUAUGGCGCACUCGUGUCUGAAAUGAAGGAGCUCCGCGACCUCAACCGGAGGCUCCAGGAUGUGCUGCUUCUGCGGCUUGGCAGUGGUCCCGCCAUUGACUUGGAAAAAGUAAAAUCAGAAUGUCUCGAGCCCGAGCCGGAGUUACGGAGCACUUUCAGUGAGGAAGCAAAUACGUCGUCCUAUUACCCCGCUCCUGCACCUGUCAUGGACAAGUAUAUCCUAGACAAUGGCAAGGUCCAUCUGGGAAGCGGGAUUUGGGUUGAUGAGGAAAAAUGGCACCAGCUACAAGUAACCCAAGGAGAUUCCAAGUACACGAAGAACUUGGCAGUCAUGAUUUGGGGAACAGAUGUUCUGAAAAACAGAAGUGUCACAGGAGUCGCCACAAAAAAAAAGAAGGAUGCAAUUCCGAAGCCACCCCUCUCGCCUCAUAAAUUAAGCAUUGUCAGAGAGUGUUUGUAUGACAGAAUAGCACAAGAAACUGUGGAUGAAACUGAAAUUGCACAGAGACUCUCCAAAGUCAACAAGUACAUCUGUGAAAAAAUCAUGGAUAUCAAUAAAUCUUGUAAAAAUGAAGAACGAAGGGAAGCAAAAUACAAUUUGCAAUAAACUUUGGAUUUUUCAUAAAGCCUUUGCAUUUUCCUUGCGUGGCAUGUGUGUCGCGGGCAAUGGUUCCGUCCAAAUCAAAAGCCAUCAAGCAUGGCGAUGUGCAGGCAGGGAGCCAUUAGGGUUUUGGGGUCAGUAGCUUGUUCCAGACUUGGACUUCCUACUUCAGAGAAGGCAAUGGAUUUGCUGAGACACCUACAGAGCAUGACACCACUGCCGGUUUCAUUAUGGGAUGGAAAAGCACUUUUCCAAGCACUGUAAAGCAUCUCUGAGCAGCGCUAUGAACUGAUAUUUUUACCUCCCAAGGACCUCAAUCUCUGUUCCUCUAUUUUGUUCUAUAAUAAAGCUUCAUUCAUUCUUAA
This is a messenger RNA of Jaculus jaculus (lesser Egyptian jerboa), 1674 nucleotides long. RefSeq names its product BEN domain containing 5 (gene Bend5). The record is from RefSeq and is a predicted model, not a curated record. The transcript is spliced from 6 exons. Bases 50 to 1315 code for a protein of 421 amino acids. Gene Ontology annotation, biological process: negative regulation of DNA-templated transcription. Gene Ontology annotation, molecular function: DNA binding. NCBI's taxonomy places the organism in Eukaryota, Metazoa, Chordata, Mammalia, Rodentia, Dipodidae.